AUGGGUCAGGAUGAUGGAUAUGACGAUAUAUUUCUCAUCGCUCGUUCACAGCCAUGGAAGAAAGAGGAUCAUCCUGUAGCAACACUAUACUCAGCUCAUUCUGGCAUCACGGUUGAUCUCUACACAGACCAGGAAGCAUUGCAUCUACACACCUGGAAUGAUGCACUACGGCCGGUACCGCUGAAGAGAACCCAAGGCGUGGGAGAAGUACCGCUGUUUGGGGCAGUUUCGAUGAAGAUGCAGGACUGGUCGGAUGGAAUAAAUAAUCCCGAAUGGCAGCGCAGUGGGAAAACUGUCUGGGGAAUGGAUGGUUUGUACACCACAUUUUCUUCUUUCAGAUUUACUGUGGACCAACAGUAG
Talaromyces proteolyticus is the source of this 360-nucleotide messenger RNA. RefSeq lists its product as uncharacterized. The transcript is spliced from 2 exons. Lineage: Eukaryota; Fungi; Ascomycota; Eurotiomycetes; Eurotiales; Trichocomaceae. The coding region runs from base 1 to 360 and encodes 119 amino acids. Gene Ontology annotation, molecular function: carbohydrate binding; catalytic activity. The record is from RefSeq and is a predicted model, not a curated record. Gene Ontology annotation, biological process: carbohydrate metabolic process.